UUCAAAGACUAUUAUGGGAUAAAGUUGGACUUAUCACCACUUGGCUGGUCUAUAUCACUAUGGAAUGAUGAUUCUUUAUCAUUGCUACUAUUUUGGGGUGUAGCUAUUUUAGAAAUGAGUGAUAUACUUGGUUGGUAA
Dentiscutata erythropus is the source of this 138-nucleotide messenger RNA. NCBI's taxonomy places the organism in Eukaryota, Fungi, Glomeromycota, Glomeromycetes, Diversisporales, Gigasporaceae. The record is from the annotation of a GenBank genome assembly.